AUGGCAGCAGAUGUUGCGAAGUUGUGUGCAAGUCUGGACAAGAUUUUCAAGACGUUUUCCACGCAAGAGGUUCACUUGGAUCCCAAGGAGAUGAAGAACUUUCGUGAGAAAGGAACAGUGCAGUACAUCGAGCAGAAGUUCCAGGCACACCUGCAACGGGCUCGGGCGGCUUUCCUCCAAGAGUUCAGGAAUCAUGCGGUGGUCGUUGAAACGGAGGUUCGCAAGAUCCGAGAUGAGAUGACUGAAAAGAUGGAGGACAAAUAUGGCAAGAUGUUGGGGGAGCUGAGGGAGAACGUGCUGGACACAGAGGGCCUGGUUCAGGCACAGAAGGCGGAGAUCACGCAACUCAAAGGCGUCGUAGCCUCGCAAGAGUCUUACCUCACCGCUGCAAAGCACAAGGAGCACCUGGAGGAGCAAGUCCAGUCUCUUGAGAAACAAUUAGAGCUUUCUAGAGGCGAGGUCGCCCAGCUGAAGCAUCAGCUGUCUUGCCGGGACGAGUUGGUGAAGCAGCUGGGAAGAGAGACCUCCAGCCUAGAAGCGGAGCUCAAGCGCCAGGAACUGGCGUCCCAGGAGGAGAGGCGCGAAGCCGAGAGCCGCUGGCACGGACUGCAUAAAGAAAUGCAGCAGCAGCAGGAGCGCUUCGCUGAGCAUAUGCACAAAUAUGCCGAGCAGUUCGAGCAGUAUAAAGACAAGACGUCGGAUCAACUCCAGAUCCUUGCAAUCCUGAACCGGAGGCUUAAAGAGGCACUCCAGCAGAUGGAGGAAGAGAGGCAGAAGCAUAUAAAGGCACGCACAAAACCCACUCACCGCAUCGGGGAGGAGCUACCCGAAGAGGACGAGGAGCAGUAUGCGCCGUACAUACUAGAUGCAGAUGCUCCGUACAGAGUCGAUGAGAUGGGUAUGGAUACAGCCUGGCGGGAUUACAGGAUCAACAACUUCGAGUUUGCAUUGCCAGUGCAGAAGUCUGCCCCUCCAAAGUUCAAGGUCGAACGCGUGCGUCGCGUCCUUCCUGGUCCUACAGUCUCCAUGGAGACACCGCGGGUAAGCCCAGCGGUGAACGCCGCAAGGCUUGUGCAGUUGCCGGCAGUGAAUCCAGCCAUAGGACGAGUGCUUUCUCCUUGUCAUGCAUGA
Molecule: messenger RNA, 1131 nt
Organism: Symbiodinium pilosum
Lineage: Eukaryota; Dinophyceae; Suessiales; Symbiodiniaceae
Source: the annotation of a GenBank genome assembly